This is a messenger RNA of Blastomyces gilchristii SLH14081, 321 nucleotides long. RefSeq lists its product as uncharacterized. The record is from RefSeq and is a predicted model, not a curated record. The coding region runs from base 1 to 321 and encodes 106 amino acids. Lineage: Eukaryota; Fungi; Ascomycota; Eurotiomycetes; Onygenales; Ajellomycetaceae. The transcript is spliced from 3 exons.
AUGUCUUCAUUCUCUUUAGCCUCAUCACUGCACCUGAUCUUCAGGCCAGCAACUCACUUCAUUUCUUUCUCAGACCAGUCUCUGACUUCAAGCAGUGCAGUCCUUCUCUUUGCUAUGAUCAGUUUUCAAGACUCUGCUACAACUGUAUAUACUCUGAUGUCCAGCUUCUCUGAAGUCUGUACAUUUCUGACAGUCUUCACAUCAAAUGUAACAAUUAUUCUUAGUGAAGAUCAUGUCAUUCUGACUUAUCAGAAUUCACAGUAUGAAAGUUAUGUCUCAGCUUCUGUAGAUAUCUUAUCUGCUCAGAUAAUUCUCAAGUGA